AUGUCUGCCCCAAUCAACAAGGAAAAGGUUCAGGAACAAGAACAAGAGAUCCACAAGAUCAGAAUCACCUUGACCUCCACCAAGGUCAAGCAAUUGGAGAAGGUCUCUUCUAACAUCAUUGCCAAUGCUACUCAAAGUGACAUUGUCAAGAAGGGUCCCGUUAGAAUGCCAACCAAGGUUUUGAAGAUCACCACCAGAAAGGCACCAAACGGUGAGGGUUCCAAGACCUGGGACACCUACGAGAUGAGAAUCCACAAGCGUGUCAUUGACUUGCAAGCUCCUGCUUCUAUUGUCAAGAGAAUCACUCAAAUCACCAUCGAACCAGGUGUGGAUGUGGAAGUCACCAUUGCUGCUUAA
Messenger RNA from Meyerozyma guilliermondii ATCC 6260, 357 nucleotides. It is a transcript of the gene RPS20, whose product is annotated as 40S ribosomal protein uS10. Gene Ontology annotation, molecular function: structural constituent of ribosome; RNA binding. The transcript has a single exon. The record is from RefSeq and is a predicted model, not a curated record. Gene Ontology annotation, cellular component: ribosome; cytosolic small ribosomal subunit. NCBI's taxonomy places the organism in Eukaryota, Fungi, Ascomycota, Pichiomycetes, Serinales, Debaryomycetaceae. Gene Ontology annotation, biological process: translation. The coding region runs from base 1 to 357 and encodes 118 amino acids.